Messenger RNA from Nymphaea colorata (pocket water lily), 672 nucleotides. RefSeq lists its product as uncharacterized. Lineage: Eukaryota; Viridiplantae; Streptophyta; Magnoliopsida; Nymphaeales; Nymphaeaceae. Gene Ontology annotation, molecular function: structural constituent of ribosome; RNA binding. The record is from RefSeq and is a predicted model, not a curated record. Gene Ontology annotation, cellular component: cytosolic small ribosomal subunit; ribosome. Gene Ontology annotation, biological process: translation; maturation of SSU-rRNA from tricistronic rRNA transcript (SSU-rRNA, 5.8S rRNA, LSU-rRNA).
AUGCUUGUAUGGCAAUCUCUUGAUGAAGACUCUGAAAUCUGCGAACUCCUGCCUGGUGGACGUGAUGGUGAAGUCUCCAGCGUGGAUGAAGAUGUCGGCUUCGGGCCAGGAGGAAGCGUCGAUGAGGUGGUGGUCGACGUGAGUGUCCGACAUCGCCAGGAUUCUUAUCUUGCGCUUGGGAAGCGAAGGUUGCUAGGCUUUCAUGUGAUUCUGGGCCAUAUGUCAGAAGGCAAGAACAACCUCACCCAGUGCUUCGGUCGCAAGAAAAACUCAGUAGCCGUCGCUUCAGUCCGCCCAGGCAAAGGCGUCCUCCGCGUCAAUGGCUCCCCCAUCGAACUUCUCGAACCUCAGUCACUCAGAGCCAAGGUGCUUGAGCUCCUGUUGCUCGGCCUCAAGCGUUUCCAAAACCUUGACAUCCGCAUCAGAGUCAGAGGCGGUGGCUACGUCUCGCAGAUCUACGCCAUCAGACAGGCGCUCUCCAAGGGAGUCGUUGCCUACUACCAAAAGUACGUCAACGAGACCGAGAAGAGAGAGAUCAAGUACUCCUUCCAUCACAUAGAAUUGCUGCUCCAGUACGACAGGUCCCUCCUCGUCGCCGAUCCCAGAAGAUGCGAGCCCAAGAAGUACGGAGGUCCCGGCGCCAGAGCCAGAUACCAGAAAUCCUACAGAUGA